AUGCAGACAGAAGUCUCGCUGCUGCGAUCAUUGUUAGAAGAUGAGCGGUUCAAGGUUGAACGCCUGGAGGAGCAGCUGAACGACCUCACAGAGCUUCAUCAGCAUGAGAUGCUGAACUUUAAGCAGGACUUGACAUCCAUGGAGGAGAAGAUUGAGUACAGACUGGAUGAGAGGACCACAGAUCUGAGUGAUUUGGUGGACAAUGCGUCAACAAGAAUCUCCAGACUAGAACAACAACAACAGCAACAGCAAAUAUUGUCCAUGGAGAUGGUGGAGAAUGCAACAUUCCGCACAAUCAUCUCAAAGCUGAUCAAUGUGGUGCUAGCAAUCCUUGCUGUUAUGAGUGAUAUACUAUACUGUUAUGAGUGA
Candidula unifasciata is the source of this 369-nucleotide messenger RNA. Lineage: Eukaryota; Metazoa; Mollusca; Gastropoda; Stylommatophora; Geomitridae. The record is from the annotation of a GenBank genome assembly.